Galendromus occidentalis (western predatory mite) is the source of this 1812-nucleotide messenger RNA. RefSeq lists its product as uncharacterized. The record is from RefSeq and is a predicted model, not a curated record. Bases 1 to 1812 code for a protein of 603 amino acids. The transcript is spliced from 4 exons. NCBI's taxonomy places the organism in Eukaryota, Metazoa, Arthropoda, Arachnida, Mesostigmata, Phytoseiidae.
AUGGGGGAGCUCUUCACUUCACCGACCACCCUUUUCCUCUACAAAGAUGACCAGACACUGAGCCAAGGUAAUUUCCAACUGGCCGCAGAGGAAGAUCAGGCAACGAUUCUGGAAGUUCUCUCGAGACAUCCCCUACUGGAGUGGACACGGAACGCUUCGGAAGAACCCUCCUGCCGAAUCCCUUUAUAUUCGGCAUUCAACGAGGAAAUAAUGCCCUAUUUCAAACUUCCCCCGAGGGAACUGCGAUGUAAAGACCGCGAGAUACAUUUAUCGCGGGUUAGCCUCGAAGAAAAUGAACUAGAAAUCGCCGAGUCGGCGAGAGUAUACAGUUGCAUUGUUGAGGAUGCCACCCGAGAGGGGGACGACGCAAUCAAAUUCGAGAAUGCCCGUCGCGUUGAAGUUGGGCUGCAUCCCCUGCGCAAACGAAGAGGUCUGCAAGCGAUUCGAGUGUCUUGCGAAAACUUCCUCGGCCUGCCGGUGUACUCUCACAUUCAUCUCGUUCAACCCGAAUUCGUUCCUCGGUCCCGCGGCGACUCAGACGGGCCGAGCGCCGCCUCCAAGAACGUGUUCAUGUUCGGAGUCGAUUCUAUCUCCAGCCUAGCCGCGGUUCGUCUAUUGCCACGGACGUAUCUCUAUCUAGUGAAUAAUUUGUCGGCCAUCGUCUUGGGGUCUCAUCACAAAGUCGGCGAUAAUACGUUUCCGAAUCUCAUCACUAUCCUGACCGGGGAAAAAAGAACACACCCAGCGAGUAGCGAGCAUGAGAAAGAUCAAUUUUUCGACUCUUGGCCUCUUAUCUGGAGGAAUUUCUCCGAUGCUGGAUAUGAGACAUUCUAUGGAGAGGACUUUCCGGCAUACGCCACGUUCAACUUUCUCGCGAAAGGUUUCAAGGAAUCGCCGACAGAUCAUUACUUGAGACCCUUCUGGUUGGCGAUCCAAGAAUCCAAAGUCCUCCGCAGCAGCUCCAAUUUGUGCUAUGGCGCCACUCCGAAGCAUGAACUUCAACUUGACUAUUUGAAAGAAUUUAUCCGCAAAAAACGAGAGAAUCCUUAUUUCGCAUUUAGUUUCCUGGUCGAGAUAUCGCAUGAAUACCAAGAACUUGUGGGCGUUGCCGACGAUUCAAUUGUUGAGGUCUUGGAAGCCGUGCGUGCUCAAGUGGUCUCCGGCGAGACUGCGCUCAUCUUCUUGUCAGACCACGGUCAUCGAUUCGAUGCCAUACGACAAACCCGUCAAGGGCAUCUCGAAGAACGCCUGCCGUUCGUGGCUAUAGCAAUUGCCGAUGCCGCUCAAAAAUCAAUGCUCCGCGACAACAGCAGAAUGCUGACGUCUCAUUACGACCUCUUCGAAACGCUCAGAUCGUUCUUGCCGAAAUCCCACCGUCCGGCUCCGUCAUCAGUCGGUAUUGACCUUCUCUCGCAGAACGUGCCGCGGAACAGAACCUGCGCUGAGGCUGGCGUUAUCGACUCCUAUUGCGCCUGCGCCGAAGAGGACUCGAGCACCUCAUUCAGCUCGAAUGGAUACCCGGAUCCGGAAAUUCAGCGUUUCGCAAAUAGAACUGUCGAUUUCAUCAAUUUUCUGCUCCGAGAGGAGCCAAAAUGUUCACGACUCGCUCUCCGGAGUGUAGUGUCAGUUUUCUCUAUAGGGGGCGAAGAAGUGUUCACGUUAAAGACUAGUCCUGGAAGUGCCGUAUUCGAAGUUAGAGUAAAAAGCCUCACUGACGAUUUGCGAGAGGAUCAGCUGAGUCGCAUCAAUCGUUACGGAACGCCUUGCAUACCUAGUGAAAUACUCCGGAAAUAUUGUGUCUGCGAAAAAUGA